AACAGCCACCUAUAUGGUUCAGGUAGAUAAGAGGCAGCAAUGUCGAUGACAUCAUCGACCCUUCCCUUGCCUCUAUCGGUUCCCCUAGCCCCAAUCUCUAGAAAGUCCGCCUUACCUUUGAACCAAUCGCCGGCCCAAUCAUUUUCCUCGAUGGAACAGCAGACGGAAGAUCAGCGGCGCGUGGUGGUCUGCGGCGGCGGAGUCAUCGGAGUCUGCACCGCCUACUUCCUAGCGAAGAAAGGCGCCGCCGUUACUCUCAUCGAGAAAUCCUCCAUUGCCUGCGCCGCCUCCGGCAAGGCCGGCGGUUUCCUCGCCCUUGAUUGGUGCGACGGCGGAGCCGUGUCCGGCCUCGCCCGCGCCAGCUUCAAUCUCCAUCGCACGCUCGCCCAAGAACUCGACGGCCACCGAUCCUACGGCUACAGGCCCCUGAACACUCUCAGUCUCUCUGUGGCUGAGCAAAGCCCCAUCGCCGGCGGCGCUUCCAAGGCCUCUGGUAGCUCUAACCUUCCGUCGUGGGUGGACGGACCCGCUCGGAACCCUAGGACGAUCGGGACCACGGAGACCACGGCGCAAGUGCAUCCUCAGCUCUUCACUCGAACCCUACUGUCGGCGGCGGUGGCGAACCACGGCGUCGAAGUGGUGAUUGGAAAAAUGGAGCGCGUGGAGGUGGAGGGCGGCCGAGCCAAAUCGGUGGUGGUGGAGGGAGGACGAGUUAUCGAGUCGGAUGGGGUGGUGCUGGCUCUUGGGCCGUGGAGCGGAAGGUUGGAGCUAUUGUCGUCGCUGUUUAGAGUGUACGGUCUGAAGGCCCAUAGCAUAGUUUUGGAGCCCAAGGAGCCCAAUGCCAUAACCCCUCAUGCGCUCUUCCUCAGUUACUACCCAGCCCAGGGGGGAAAGCCCAUGGAUCCAGAAGUGUACCCUCGCCCAACAGGGGAGGUGUACGUGUGCGGGAUGUCGGCGGAGGCGGAGGUGCCGAACGAUCCGGAAGAGGUGGCGGGCGACCCGGAAUCCAUAAGGGUGCUGCGGAGGGUGGCGGGGACGGUGUCGAGCCAAUUGAGGGAAGGAGAAGCGGGGGCGAGAGUGAAGGCGGAGCAGGCCUGCUUCCUGCCGUGUACAGACGACGGCGUGCCCGUCAUAGGGGAGGUUCCAGGAGUGAAGGGGUGUUACGUGGCGACGGGGCACAGCUGCUGGGGCAUUCUGAAUGGGCCGGCGACCGGAGCUGCGGUGGCUGAGCUGGUGCUCGACGGCCGUUCUACCAUUGUUGAUCUGAGUGAGUUUAGUCCGGCCAGAUUUUUGGGCAGCAAGAGACGCUAAUGUGGUUGAAGCCUCUGACACAUUUGCUGGGCCGGAGGGAGCGGAAUUAUCCGGGUCAAGGACAAGUUUAUCCAUGUUAGUGUCAACCUGACUGGGAAUUUAGAAUUAGAUGGGGAUAGGGAAUGGUAUAUUGGAAUUGGAUUCUCAUGUGUGCUUUUAUCAGUAGUGACAGAGAAAAGAAAUUUGGGUACAAGCUUGUAAAACACUGUUCAGUAAACAAACAUUCCUUUUCUUUCUUCUAA
Molecule: messenger RNA, 1553 nt
Organism: Malania oleifera
Lineage: Eukaryota; Viridiplantae; Streptophyta; Magnoliopsida; Santalales; Ximeniaceae
Product: putative oxidoreductase TDA3
Exons: 3
Coding region: 40-1311 (423 amino acids)
Cellular component (GO): cytoplasm
Molecular function (GO): oxidoreductase activity
Source: RefSeq, a predicted model, not a curated record